Molecule: messenger RNA, 2775 nt
Organism: Cotesia congregata
Lineage: Eukaryota; Metazoa; Arthropoda; Insecta; Hymenoptera; Braconidae
Source: the annotation of a GenBank genome assembly
AUGGAUCCAUAUGACAAUUAUUAUCAUCUAUCGGCGAAGAAUGAAGAUCAAAUUCAAGGACUUAUUGCUAAUGGAGACCUUCAAAGUUUGGACCAAACUCAAGAAGUCGAUUGGAUUGAAAAAUCAAAUUUUGAACCUUCAUUUCCAGAUGAAGAUGACGUAGAAUAUACAAUACCCAAAGGACCGCAAGAUUUCAAAUCAACUUUGUCAAUAGGAGCUUUAUCUCAAGUAGUAAAGAUUUUAUUAAUAUUUCCUCGAGACGAUCAACAGUUGGAAGUUUUGAGUACUGUUGCAAGAAACUUAGGAUGGAGCGUAUCAAUAGCCAAAAAUGCAGAACAAGCUGUAGAAAUAUUUCAAAAUCGAUACCACGAAUUAAUAAUAAUCGACCGCCGAGGUCAUCGAGCACCCGAAGCCGAUACUAUUUGCCAAGCUAUACGUUCCACAAACUAUCAUCACAGUAGUGUAAUUUUGGCACUGGUUAAAAAAUCAUUUUUCACAACGACUGAUAAUGAAAAAAUUAUGACAUUAGAUCUCCUAAAUAUUGGCUACAGUAGAGCAAUGAUGGAAUGUUCACAUGAUAUAAUGCUUAGCAAUCAAUUGAUCGGGAUCUACGUAAGUGAAAUUCAACCAAGACUGCAACUUGCAGCAGCACACGCUCUUUAUGUAGCCAUGGACAGGUGUAAGGAUAUGGUACAUAUAACUGAUGAACACCAUAUAGUCCGAUUCGUUAAUAAAGCAAGUGAAAAAUUACUGGGCUACCAAUAUGAUGAAAUUUUAGGAAGCAAUCUCUCGGAAAUAAUAACACAUGAAAAUUUUGUAUUGAUGGAUCAACAAUUGCAGCGUGGCAGAGAAUUUGAAGCUCAACGACGUUCAAGUUUACAAAAAUUAAAUAAUUUACCAUUAGAAUCACCCAUCACUAAAGUGAUGACACUUUUAACAAAUGCCAUGACUGAAAUAAAUGCCGCAAAUCCUGAAAUAGCUACGCAGAUUGAUAGGGCAAUUGAAACUCUUAAAGCAACAGAACUUUACAGACCAUAUCUCAAAGAAGAUACUAAAAUUACUAAUGAUCCAGUUGCAUCAGAUUUAGUGGAAGCACUGUUAUCAAAACCAUCUCAUUAUAUUCGUGAUGGACGAAGAUCUUCGAAUGAUUCAAUGCGCAGUGUAACUAUGAAACUUGGAAAUUCAAUAAGCCAUCGAACGCUUACAAAAAACCUCCAAGGGCCAAGAGAAAUUGAUAAAUUGCUAGAUCGCAGUCUCGAUUGGGAUUUUGAUAUUUUUAGCCUAGAAGUACUGACUGAAAGAAGGCCGCUGGUACAUUUGGGAAUGAAUUUAAUGUGUCGAUACAAUGUUCCUGCUAAACUGAAUUGUGAUGAGACAAUUUUACGAAAUUGGCUUAGUGUAAUUGAAUAUAAAUAUCAUUUAGAUAAUAGUUAUCAUAAUUCAACUCAUGCAGCUGACGUCUUACAAGCAACGGCACGAUUUAUGCAGUCAGAACGACUGCAAAUGGUUUUAGAGCCUCUUGAUGAGGUCGCUGCAUUGAUUGCCGCUGCAGCGCACGAUGUCGACCACCCCGGUAAAUCAAGCCAAUUUUUAUGUAAUGCUGAUAAUAAAUUAGCAAUACUUUAUAAUGAUAUAUCAGUACUUGAGUCUCAUCAUGCUGCAUUGACAUUCAAACUGACACUAUCUGAUGACAAUGUUAACAUUUUUAAAAAUUUAGAAAAAGAAACUUAUAAAAUCAUAAGACAAAAUAUCAUAGAUAUGAUUUUGGCAACAGAAAUGACAAAACAUUUUGAACAUUUGGCUAAAUUUGUCAAUAUUUGCAGUGGUACAGGUAGUGAUGAGUACUACUCUGACGGAAUUGACAUGGUAACGCUAUUGCAACCAGAAAAUGUGACGCUAGUAAAAAUAAUGAUGAUCAAAUGUGCUGAUGUGUCGAAUCCUACUCGUCCUCUACGAUGUUGUAUAGAAUGGGCUAAAAGAAUAGCCCAAGAAUAUUUUGAUCAGACUGAUGAAGAAAAGAAACAAAAAAUGCCGGUUGUGAUGCCAUUGUUCGAUCGCAAUACUUGUUCCAUUCCCAAAUCUCAAAUUGGAUUUGUUGAUUAUAUCAUCAAUGAUAUGAUUGAAGCAUGGGAUGCAUUCAUUGACAUGCCAGAAAUAGUAACACAUAUGAAACAAAAUUAUGAUAAGUGGAAAGAAUAUCAUAAUAUGUCCGUGGUGCCUUUAAUGUAUCGCGAUUGGUGGGAUGACUUUGAUCGUCCAGUAUCCAGAUUGAUAGAUCAACACUUUGGAAGUGCUCUAAGUCGUGAUGAUUUAUUUUCAACAUGGAAUAUCAAUAGACCACGUUCAGUUUUUCCUACCUCUAUGUAUUACAGACCAUGGAGAAAUCUCGCAAGAUCUAAUUCCAGUGGUGCAAGCACCAUCCAGUGUGACAAAGAUAAAUUCGAAGUAAUCUUAGACGUACAACAAUUUUCGCCAGAUGAAAUAGUCGUCAAGACAGUUGACAAUAAUGUUAUUGUAGAGGCAAAACACGAAGAAAAAAAAGACGAGCACGGCUAUAUCAGUAGGCACUUUAUAAGAAGAUAUAUUCUUCCCUCAUGUCACGACCCCCUGGAAGUUACAUCAAGUCUUUCUUCAGACGGAGUGCUUACAAUUACUGCGCCGAAAAAGCUAUUGUCGCCGAAUUCUAAUGAAAGAAUCGUCAAUAUUGUCAAAACUGGAGAACCGGCAACAAAAAAUGAAGAAAUCAGACAUAUUGUAACUACCGAAGAAAACUAA